AGUUUUGCUACUGUUAUGAAUUGUACGUAUCUGUAUUCCAGUGGCCUUAGGCCAUCCCUGUGAAAGGGCUGUUCAAACCAUCUGGGGUCACGACUCAAAGGUUGAGAACCAGUGCCCUGGGGUGUAUCAACCUAUAGCCUUCCUGCAGGUCUGGGCCCUACUCAGGGAGAGCUGGAUUCCUCUCAGAGAUUACCCUUGAGUAUACAGGGAAGUUGUGCAGCUACAGGUCCUUUGUUCAGUGGGGUAGGGUAUCAGGAUUCCUCAGGACUCUGGUCACCUCAGAUUCACACAUUCCAGACUAGGUCAUGUUUGUGUCCCCUCCUCCAAAGUGCCACCCCUGGGCAGUGGACUCUUGGCCUCUACCCCAUUGGCCUCUCAAGCAUUGUUUCCCAACUUCUGAGAGGUCUCAGAGGUUUCCCAAUACUUCUCAUCACUACCCAGUGUCCGCUGAUGUGCUUUCCUGCUUCUGCUGUAAUCAGAAUUUGGCUUUAAAUGUCUCCUUUGCUUGAGGGCAAGCCACCUAAUGUGAGGACCUUAAUGGCAGGAUUCUAUCCAAGCCAAUCCCAGACACCAUGAGGGGCUUCUGGAGCCUCAAGGUCUUGCCACUCUUGGUGACCCCACUGUACAUCUGUUGUAGAUGUAAACACCAGAAGGGGCAUGGGCAGGUGUGCUGGACUGGACCCUACUCAGGGAGAAUUGGUUCCCUGCAGAGGGUACUUUGGAGUACACAAGGAGGCUGUACAGCUAAGGGUCCUUUGUUCAGUGGGAUGUUCUAGUAUGGCUUCAGGGCUGGUCUUAGGUCCUCAGUCUCUGUCACCAUCCCUAUAAUGACAAGUCAUAGGCCUCUAGGCACACACGUGUCUGUGGAAACAUCCUGCUGGUCCAUGGGAAUGGAUGGAGAAACCAGCUUUCUGGUCAGGGAGGGGUCAGACAGAUGAAUUAGUAGUGAAGGGCUGUGGCCUCUCCUCCCACAGGCUGCUCACCAUGAGCCUCCGAGGCUCCUACCUUCACUUCUGCCUCUGGAUGUUGUUGGGUGCCACCUUGGCACUGGGGCAGGGACAAGUAAGUGGCCAUCUGAGGUUGGCAGUACUGCCUGAGGACCAGCUGCAGAUGAAGUGGAGGGAAGCAGAGGGAAGUGGCCUUGGCUACUUGGUGCAAGUGACACCUAUGGCAGGGGACUUGGAGCAGGAGCUGAUAUUAACCACCAAGACACCCAAGGCUACCGUGGGUGGCCUGAGCCCUUCCAAGGGCUACACCUUGCAGAUCUUCGAGCUCACUGACUCUGGGCCUGUCCUUCUGGCACGAAGAGAGUUUGUGAUUGAGGAUCUGAAGAGCCACUCUCUGAGCAGAGGCAGUCGGAGACUGGUGGAGCCCACCCUGGAACCCAGCUCUUUCCCUCUGGGGGCCUCAGACCCUGAGAAAACACCUGAGCCUAGUAUUGCCUUCACCUCAAGCAGAGACCGGCCCAUUUUUGCUGACACCCAGUUCUGCUGUACACCCCCAACUCCUACUGAUAUAAUCUUUCUGGUGGAUGGGUCCUGGAGCAUCGGCCACAGCCACUUCCAGCAGGUCAAAGACUUCCUGGCCAGCAUCAUUACACCUUUUGAAAUAGGACCAGAUAAAGUCCAAGUAGGUCUGACUCAGUACAGUGGAGCCCCCCAGACCGAGUGGGACCUGAAGUCCUUCCACACCAAGGAGCAGGUGCUGGCAGCAGUACACAGCCUCCGCUAUAGGGGAGGAAACACAUUCACAGGCCUCGCCCUAACCCAUGUCCUGGGGCAGAACCUGAAGCCAGCAGCAGGUGCCCGUCCAGAGGCAGCCAAGGUGUUGAUUCUGGUGACGGAUGGCAAGUCCCAGGAUGAUGUGCGCACAGCUGCCCGAAUUCUUAAGGAUCAGGACAUUGAUGUCUUUGUCGUGGGUGUGAAGAAUGCUGAUGAAGCCGAACUGAAGCUCCUGGCAUCCCAGCCACUGGACAUCACUGUCCACAAUGUGCUUGACUUCCCUCAGCUGGCCACCUUAGCUGCUCUGCUCAGCCGCCUCAUUUGCCAAAAAAUCCAGGGCAGGGGCCCAGUCAAACCAGCAGCAGCUACUCUGGCCCUGGACCCCUUCCCCAUGCCCACCAGACUGGUCCUGACCCACGUCACCUCAUCCAGUGUCCACCUGUCUUGGACUCCAGCCUUAUACCCACCCCUCAAGUAUCUAAUUGUAUGGCAGCCUUCUAGGGGUGGUGCUCCCAAGGAGGUGGUGGUGGAAGGACCUGUCUCAUCCAUGGAGCUUCGAAACCUGACCUCCAACACAGAAUACUUGGUCUCUGUGCUUCCUGUCUAUGAGAGUGGAGUUGGCAAGAGCUUGCAAGGCCGGGCAACCACAGCACCCCUGCCUCCACCUGGGGCACUGACCCUAGCUUCAGUGACACCUAGAACCCUCCGCCUCACCUGGCAGCCCUCUGCUGGGGCCACUCAGUACUUGGUCCAGUGCUUGCUGGCUGCCUCCCCUGGGGAGGAGCAGAGGAGAAAGGUACACGUGGGACAGCCUGAGGUACUGCUGGAUGGCCUGGAGCCGGGCAGGGACUAUGAGAUUUCAGUGCAGAGCCUUCGGGGAUCAGAGGCCAGUGAGGUCCGGAGCAUCAAUGCCAGGACCACUACGCUGGGGCCCCCAAGACACCUGAGUUUCUCAGAUGUAAGCUACAACUCAGCCUGUGUGUCCUGGGAAGCCCAGAGGCCUGUGCGCCUGGUCAAGGUCAGCUACGUCUCUAGUGAUGGCAGCCACUCUGGGCAGGCUCAGGUUUCUGGGAAUACUACCUCAGCCACCUUGGGCCCCCUUUCUUCCUCUACCAAGUACAUCAUCCGAGUCACCUGUUUUUACUUCGGGGGUGGUUCCUCCAUGCUGACUGGCCAUGUGACCACAAAGAAAGCUCCCAGUCCUAGCCAGCUGUCUGUAAUGGAGCUCCAGGGAGAUGCAGUCAAGCUGUCAUGGGUGGCCAGCGCCUUGUCUGGUGUACUUGUUUAUCAAAUCAAGUGGAUGCCCUUGGGAGAGGGGAAGGCCCAUGAGAUCUCUGUCCCAGGGACCCUUGACACAGCCAUCUUACCUGGCCUGAUGAGUCAUGUGGAAUAUGAGAUCACCAUCCUUGCCUACUACAGGGACGGCACUCACAGUGAUCCUGUGUCCCUCCGCUACAUCCCCUCUUCAGCAAGUAGGAGCCCCCCAUCCAGCCUGGUCUUGUCCUCGAAGACCCCCAACAGCCUACAGGUCAGCUGGACACCACCAAGUAGCAAUGUUCUACAUUACCGGCUCAACUAUACACUGGCCUCAGGCUCUGGGCCACAGAAAUCGAUCUCUGUGCCAAGCACCAGGAGCCAUGUUGUACUUCCUGACCUGCUGUCUGCCACCAAGUACAGGGUCCUGGUCUCAGCUGUCUAUGGAGCAGGGGAGAGUAUAGCAGUGUCUGCCACAUACCGCACAGCAGCCUGUCCAGCCCUACACCCAGACAGUUCCGUCUCAGGGUUUGACCUGAUGGUGGCCUUUGGUCUUGUGGCAAAGGAGUAUGCCUCGAUUCGAGGCGUGGCCAUGGAGCCCUCAGCCUUGGGUGUGGCCCCCACCUUCACAGUCUUCAAGGAUGCUCAACUCAUGCGGCGAGCCAGUGAUAUCCACCCAGCAGCUCUGCCACCAGAACACACCAUUGUCUUCCUUGUGCGCCUACUCCCUGAAACACCCCGAGAAGCCUUUGCACUGUGGCAGAUGAUGGCUGAGGACUUCCAGCCCAUCCUUGGGGUUCUGCUGGAUGCUGGCAGAAAAUCUCUGACUUACUUCAACCAUGAUCCCAGGGCAGCCUUGCAGGAGGUCACCUUUGACCUGCAGGAUGCAAAGAAGGUUUUCUUCGGAAGCUUCCACAAGGUCCAUGUGGCUGUGGGCCACUCCAAGGUCAGACUUUAUGUGGACUGUCGGAAGGUAGCUGAACGGCCUAUUGGGGAUGCUGGCAGCCCACCCACAGCUGGUUUUAUCACACUUGGGAGGCUGGCUAAGGCCAGAGGGCCACGGAGCAGCUCAGCCACGUUUCAGCUUCAGAUGUUGCAAAUCAUGUGCAGUGACACCUGGGCAGAGAAGGACAGAUGCUGCGAACUCCCUGCAUUGAGGGAUGGAGAGACAUGCCCGGCCUUCUCUUCUGCCUGUGCCUGCUCCUCUGAGACCCCUGGGCCGCCAGGGCCCCAAGGCCCUCCAGGCCUCCCUGGAAGGAAUGGCACUCCAGGACAGCAGGGACACCCGGGGCCCAAGGGAGAGCCAGGGCCACCUGGACAGACAGGACCUGAAGGCCCUGGAGGUCAGCAAGGGUCACCAGGGACCCAGGGCCGUACAGUCCAGGGACCUAUGGGUCCUCCAGGAGUCAAAGGAGAGAAAGGAGACCGUGGACUCCUAGGCUUGCAGGGCCUCUCUGGCCAGCAAGGCAUCCCUGGGAAAACUGGCCUACAAGGACCAAAGGGAAUGAGGGGACUGGAGGGACCUGCUGGCCUGCCUGGACCACCUGGCCCCAGGGGGUUCCAUGGUUUGGCAGGGGCCAGGGGCAUCAAUGGGGAGCGAGGACCCCCAGGGGCUGUGGGACCAACAGGUCUGCCAGGGUCCAAAGGUGAACGAGGAGAGAAGGGAGAGCCACAGUCCCUUGCCACCAUCUUCCAACUGGUGAGCCAGGCCUGUGAGUCAGCCAUACAGACACAUGUGCUGAAGCUGAAUUCUUUCCUCAAUGAGAAUGCCCGGCCCCCAAUGCCCUUCAUGGUGGAGACAGCACAGCCAGGCAAACCUGGAUCUACAGAGUCUCCUGGAUCACAUAAUAAGGAUCUACUUCCUGGAGACGGAGGACAUGUCCACCAUCCUGAAGACCAAGGUGAGCCUGCAGCUAUCAGCCACAUGGGCAGCCCUGGACUGCAGGAGGGGCAGACUCCAGAACCCCUGGAGUGAACAGGACCUUCCCUCUGCCGCUCCAAAUCACUCUGUACUGCCACAACACCGGCAUCCACAUUUUUCGUCUCAACACCAAGAACAACUGUGUCCUGGAGGGAUGACGAGGGGAACCAGAAGACCCUGAGGCAGCAGGAGUCGGGAGGGGAAGGGUAGCGCCUCUCAAGCCCCUUCUUUGCAGCACAUCCAAGUUCAGAUAAACCUCUGCUUGCUCAUCA
Messenger RNA from Onychomys torridus (southern grasshopper mouse), 5168 nucleotides. It is a transcript of the gene Col20a1, whose product is annotated as collagen type XX alpha 1 chain. The record is from RefSeq and is a predicted model, not a curated record. The transcript has 36 exons. Gene Ontology annotation, molecular function: protein binding. NCBI's taxonomy places the organism in Eukaryota, Metazoa, Chordata, Mammalia, Rodentia, Cricetidae. Bases 895 to 4950 code for a protein of 1351 amino acids.